Messenger RNA from Adineta ricciae, 1356 nucleotides. Lineage: Eukaryota; Metazoa; Rotifera; Eurotatoria; Adinetida; Adinetidae. The record is from the annotation of a GenBank genome assembly.
AUGUCGAUUCAACAUACAGCUGAAUCGGCUUUGCAUUCACUGGAAGAACUCUACAGAGCCAUUGAUUCGGCAGCUCACCAGCCAAGUCCAAUGCCAAUCGAUGAUAGUGAAAAUCUUGUUCAAGCUCUUUGUAAUCUUUCCCAUUUGAUUCGACGCAUUAAUGAAACAGGCAUGUGUGGUCAUCCUACAAGUCUCGAUUGUAAUCGAAUCUCUCCGGAGAGGAGAAAUCAAACGUUGUUCGAUCCUCAUCUAAGACAUUAUGAGGAUAAAGUCUACAUGAAUUCAGUACCAAAUGAAUCAGAUUACGGUGAAUGUAUAUUGUAUCAUCCGAUACGUAUUAUAACAACGAGUGCUGAUCAACCAAUAGUAAUACGGGGAAAAGAUUCUGUGAAAUACGAUCGUUUCAAACGUUUUUCAUAUGGCAGGUAUACGAAGGCAAAUAUAAGGAGAAUGUCACGAAGUCAUGAUCAGCACUCAAAGAAAAAUAGUACUCGAAAUAAUCGAAGCAGUUCGAGAGGAUCUCGUGCGUCAUCUCGACGCAGUCGACGGUCGACUAGUAAUUGGACAAGUCAGAUACAUGGUCGAAGUUCAAGGCCGAGUCAUCGAUCGUUUCGGAACUCGAAAAGUAGAUAUCGACGACGAUCUCAUAGUAACAAACGAAGAAGUCGAUCGAGUCGAAGAAGUAGCCAACGUCGGAGUCGAAGUCGUCGACGUUCUUCACGGAAACAGCAAUCACCUGAUCGAAAAUAUUAUGAUCGGCAAAUACCGUCACCUUCCAUUGCAACAUCGUCUUCGUACCCUUCUAAUCAAAUUAAUUCAGCAUCAACGGCAAAUCAACCAUCCUCGUUACAACCACAACCUUACAUGCGAUCCGUACCAUCAUCUGCGCCGAAUCCGACGACUAGCUCUAGUUCUGUUCAACCAAAUUCAUCCUUUGCUCCAACAAUACCUCUUCCACCGCCGCCGAUCACAUCUUCUCUUCAUCAUUCUCAUAUGUCGCCACAGAUACCGAUGCACGGCAGUCAUAAUCCUCCAUUGCUACCAGAAUACCAACAAGUGCCUGUCAAUAAUUCAAUAAACUCGCAGCAGCAGCAACAACAACAGCAGAUCGCUGAACCGUCAGCAACUGCGGACAGUUUGCUAACAUCGCGAUCAGAAAAUUGUCCGGAAUGUCGUGCUAUUACUCGUCUUCUCCAAUGGGCACCAUUGAAAUGCUAUGAUGCUGCCGGUAUCCGACGCGGCGUUUUCCUCGCUGGUCCAAAAAGUGAACAAUUACUUCAGGCGCUUUAUGCAUCUAUGAAAGAUUCCUCGUUUUCGUUAGAUGACAUUGAAGAUUGUUUAUGUGAUACUGAAUAA